This is a messenger RNA of Lecanosticta acicola, 777 nucleotides long. The record is from the annotation of a GenBank genome assembly. Lineage: Eukaryota; Fungi; Ascomycota; Dothideomycetes; Mycosphaerellales; Mycosphaerellaceae.
AUGGCGCAAGCCUCAUUCGAAUAUUCCCGAAGCGGAACGCUUCCGGAUCAAUCUAGGUAUUCAUAUACCUAUUCUGCGUCGGUCUGGCGGCCUACUCCAGAAGAUCUUGAUCUAGGCAAGGCCAUUGAGGAAUUCGCUUCGUUGGGAUUCGCGCCACCACCACCUCCUAUCGCUACAAGCUCGCAUCGUGAUGGAAACAGCAGCAUCAAUCGCCACGACGCCAAGAGUCGAAUCGCAAGCAGCGGUCGUGUCCAGGACCCGAUAUUGCCCGGUAGCUACUCCGGCAGAUACAGCACGGCACCCUCCGCAGCAGCAGCGCCAGCAGCAUCAUCAUCAUCAUCAUCCAGAAGACCAGACCGCCCCGCUGCAGUCGUCGCUCCUCGCACCAUCGCCAUCGCCGCCGCCGCAGCACCACCCCCCUUACCUUCCGAACUCGAAAGGAGACCUCCUCCCAGGCGCUGCUCGCGCACCUCACCGCACGCAUCCUCCGCCCGCGCUCCGCUGAUGAACGAGGACAGAGCCCUGGUUCCCUACGGCGGCGCCAGGGAAUACGGGACGACGACGGAUGAUGCCAUGACGCUUGGACCGGAGGAUUCCGUUUCGCAGGUUUCGAGAUCGAGGCCGAGGAGGCGCGAAGGGUCUGUGGUGUCCGGGCAGACGAUUCGGUUUGGGGGGGAGAAGAAGAGGGAAGGGGGCGCGGAGCCGGAGCCGGAGGUGUAUGCGGUUGAUGGGAAGGGGGAUGCGAUUUGUUUGACGAGGGAUGUUACGCCUUGGUGA